GCCUCUGGGCUCGCCGAAGGCGAACUGGCCGACUACGAAUCCGAGCGACCUUCGGGCACGCGGGCGAACUACAAGUCCCAGCGCCUUUGGGAGCAGUGCGCGCGGAACCCCCGGGUUGAGAGGUCUCUUCAGAGCUCGAGGCAGGACCCAGGCCCCUCUCUUAAGUCCUGAGGGUAGACCUGGAGUACCCGGCUUCGGAGCUCUCAGUAUCGUGCCGAUCUGGACGUGGCUCUGCGCCGCGCUCCCGCAGGCCUGUUGGAGAGGCUGCGGACUGACCACAUCUUACGCCAUGCAGGACGCCGGGGAAGGUUCAGGGGAAGCAGCAAAGAUGUCUAAUGAACCACCCCCUCCUUAUCCUGGGGGCCCCACAGCCCCACUGCUGGAGGAAAAAAGUGGAGCUCCACCCACUCCAGGCCGUACCUCACCAGCUGUGAUGCAGCCCCCACCAGGCAUGCCACUGCCCCCUGCAGACAUUGGCCCCCCACCAUAUGAGCCACCAGGUCAUCCAAUGCCUCAGCCUGGCUUUGUCCCCCCUCAUAUGGGUGCAGAAGGCACCUACAUGGCUCCAGGUUUUUACCCUCCUCCAGGUCCUCACCCACCCAUGGGCUACUACCCAUCAGGACCCUACCCUCCAGGACCCUACCCUGGCCCUGGGGGCCACACAGCAACAGUCUUGGUCCCUUCAGGGGCUGCCACCACGGUGACAGUGCUGCAGGGAGAGAUCUUUGAAGGUGCACCAGUGCAGACUGUGUGUCCCCACUGCCAGCAGGCUAUAACUACCAAGAUCUCCUAUGAGAUUGGACUGAUGAACUUUGUGCUGGGUUUCUUCUGCUGCUUCAUGGGGUGUGAUCUAGGCUGCUGCUUGAUCCCCUGCCUCAUCAACGACUUCAAGGAUGUGACACAUACAUGCCCCAGCUGCAAAGCCUACAUCUAUACAUACAAGCGCCUGUGCUGACGGAGCCAGAUUGGACUCAUCUGCCUGUCAGUCUAGCCCCAUGCUUUGCUCCCUGCAUUCAGUGGUCAUUUCUCUCCUCACUUGGGGUAGGAAGCUGUGCCACUGUCCCCUGAAAGUCCUGUCCUCUUUGCCUUGCCCUAACCUGAGCAUCUGACUUUUCCAGCAAAAGUUCUGUUGGAUUUAAGGCCAGGGGCCAGUGGGUGGCAGCGGGGAUGGUGGCGGCACUGAACUUGUGUAUUGCUGGUUUGGCUGACAUCUGUGAUCCAGAAGAUAAGCUGGGAAGGGUUUCCUACUGGGGUUCCCAUUCUUCCCUUUCCCUACAAGGUCCCAACUUGGUCCCGACUGUCCUUGGGACCAAAAGUAGCCAUAGUAGUACUGGGUCCAGGAUGGAGAUCUAUAGUGGGGCUGUACCUGGAGCUGCAGUCAUUUCUGAUUUGCUGGAUCAAGAUCAGAGUAUUGUUUGAAGUCUGCCUGGACCCAUGCAGGACAGAGUCAAGUCCUGGGUUUGUUAAGAUGUAUGCUGUGCCUCUGCAGUGCCAGAGACAGGGCAUGACAGAAAUAAUAACUGGUAAUUCUGGCCCUCAGAUCUCUCAGGUGUGGAAACCCAGAACUCCCUGUCCAUGUGCCCAACAACCAUCUGGUAUAAGGUAGCCAAGAGGGACUCGCCUUCAUGCAUUUCCCUUUGAGUCAGUGUGUAGCCCUACUCUGGCCACAUCUCUGUGAACCACUAUUUUUCUAAGGCCAGAAGGAAUUCUCACAAACUUAGCUUGUUUUGUGUACUAUGUUCUCCCUGGGUGUGGGUAUAGCCUCUUCCCAUUAACUGUGUCCUGGCGAGGACAGAUAUAAAGGAACUCCUUACAGGUGUAGUGGGAUCUGCAGCACCCUCUGCAUUUGGCUCUCUUCUCAGUAAGUGCUAGACCCUUAGCUGACUUGGUGUUAUUCUGCACACCCUCCCUUUGGGGUACUCCAGUAGAAACAGCUGUGGCACUGGGCUAGGAAAGAGUUGGCGUAAGUGCUGGGAGUACCCUAGUAGAUACCAGCCUUGCCCUCGGUAUAGCCCAAAUCUGUGUUUAUUUCCUGAAUAGUUUGUGAAUUUGCCCAUGUGGAUGCUGUAUCCUAUUGCUGUCCCUCUCUUGGUCUCGCACUGCCACUGCAUGGCCUCCCAUCACUGUGAAUUGCGGCCUGGUUUGUAGUUACUAAUUAAAUUGGCCCUUUCAUUCCCCUGAGCUGGGCCUCUACUGUCUUGCCUGGCUUCCUUUUUUUCUGAGGGAAAGAGGGUGGGUUUAUAUGUGAAUCUACUGGCAGGUAGGAAGCUGAACCCAACUGUCUGGCAACAACAUCGAUACAUAAGGACUUAACUGUGCCAGAGUCUGAUGUAGACUAUUCCUGGAAAUCCAGCUGUGACUAGCCCAGGACAGGAGCUGGCUUCAGCAGUGCUCAUAAAGUUACCUUACUUGGUAUCCAGCCACAGUAUCUGAAAGCGGGAAAACCCCUCUCCCCAGCUUCAGCUUGAUGUCAUCCUACCUUUAAGAUAGAGACACUGGGGAUUCUAGAUCAGCCCUGGCAGUGGCCUAACUUCCCUAACUGUGAAAGUGGUGUGCUCAAUUUGUAGUUUAAGAAGUGUUUCCUCACUAUUUAACUCCCUUUUGAAUAAAACUUUUACAGUAAUAGUUUCCUAUCAAUAAAAAUAUUUAACGUCACAAA
This is a messenger RNA of Cavia porcellus (domestic guinea pig), 2659 nucleotides long. It is a transcript of the gene Cdip1, whose product is annotated as cell death inducing p53 target 1. Gene Ontology annotation, biological process: intrinsic apoptotic signaling pathway in response to DNA damage by p53 class mediator. The record is from RefSeq and is a predicted model, not a curated record. Gene Ontology annotation, molecular function: zinc ion binding. Gene Ontology annotation, cellular component: cytoplasmic side of late endosome membrane; cytoplasmic side of lysosomal membrane; nucleus. The transcript has 6 exons. The coding region runs from base 290 to 955 and encodes 221 amino acids. Lineage: Eukaryota; Metazoa; Chordata; Mammalia; Rodentia; Caviidae.